This is a messenger RNA of Eucalyptus grandis, 634 nucleotides long. RefSeq names its product disease resistance protein Pik-1. The transcript has 3 exons. The record is from RefSeq and is a predicted model, not a curated record. NCBI's taxonomy places the organism in Eukaryota, Viridiplantae, Streptophyta, Magnoliopsida, Myrtales, Myrtaceae. Bases 97 to 462 code for a protein of 121 amino acids.
CAGUUCCUCUUCAACCCUCCUCCAACAAUUUCUCAUCCCUCUUCGAGCAAGUGGAAGAAUUUCGAAUUGCCCAUAUUCCUAAUCGAAGCAGGCACCAUGAAGCAAAAGGUUGUGAUUAAGGUGUCUAUGAAUGGCAAUGGCCACGCCUCGAGCUUUUUUUGUUUUGGCCCCCAGAGCCCUCACUCCAGAGCUUUGAGACUUGCGAGUGGCUUUCGAGGAGUUCAAUCCGUGGCGCUCGUGGGUGAUCGGGACCAGAUCGAGGUAACCGGGGAGGUCGACUCAGUUGACCUCACCAAUUCACUCAGGAAGAAAUUCGGGUCCGCUGAGAUAGUGACUGUGGGUGAGGUCAAGAAAGAAGACAAAAGCGAAGACAAGUCUGAAGAAACAGAGGAUGUGAAGCCCUUCGUAUGGCCAUACCCGCGCUAUGAAUACGUCUAUGUCCAACCCGGAUGCUGGUGGUAGCACCUGUAGGAUCGACAACAAUCGACGAUGACGACUCAUAUAAAUGUACAACAUCGAUGUGAUGAGUUUAUUCACACAAGAAGUUUUGAGAUGAACUCUGUGUUCGUGCUAUGGCCAGGACUACUUGUCUCUGAUUUUCACCAACGUAAUGAAAUUAGCAUGCGUUCGUAUU